Salvia splendens (bonfire salvia) is the source of this 678-nucleotide messenger RNA. RefSeq names its product protein BZR1 homolog 4-like. The transcript is spliced from 2 exons. Gene Ontology annotation, biological process: brassinosteroid mediated signaling pathway; DNA-templated transcription. The record is from RefSeq and is a predicted model, not a curated record. Lineage: Eukaryota; Viridiplantae; Streptophyta; Magnoliopsida; Lamiales; Lamiaceae. Bases 45 to 503 code for a protein of 152 amino acids. Gene Ontology annotation, molecular function: DNA-binding transcription factor activity.
CAUUAUCACACAACACAACAAACUCAGAAAAAAACGAGAGAUUGAUGAUGAAGGAGGGCGGCCGGAGCGCUCUUGAGAGAGAGAGGACCAAGAUGAGAGAGAGGCAGCGCCGCUCCAUCACCACCAACAUCUUCCACGGCCUCCGCAAGCACGGCGGCUACCGCCUCUCCCCCCGCGCCGACAUCAACGAGGUCCUCCGCCACCUCGCUCAGGAGGCCGGAUGGACCGUCGAAAAUGACGGCACCACCUACCGCUCCGCCGCCGCCUCCACCUCCGCCGGGGCGAUUUCGUGUCGGUUUUGCGGCGGCGGGGGGAGGAGUGUGGCGGCGACGCCGAGCUGCAGCUUCUUGAGCGGCGGAGGAGAGUGCUCCACCACGGCUUCUCCGCGGCGCGUAGGGGACUCCGGCGGUGGCGGCUCUGCCGUGUUUGGAGAAGGGCAGCAGUUGUACUUGGUGCGUGAGAGUCGUGUAGCCAAUCAGAACACGCCAACUGGUUCGCCUUAAAUCUGGAGAGAAUUACUCGGGUGCCCUUUGUGGUCUAAUUCCUAAACUACCCUUCAUUUUUUUUUAUUGCUGAAAGUUUAAAACGAGAUUACUAGAAAAAGGACUAGGAUAUGUCUCUCAUUUUUUAUCCGAAAGAACACUAAUUUCGUCCUAUAAAUGACUUUUUUCGUUUGAA